ACAAAGAUCUGUACAAGGACGUCAUGAUGGAGGAUCACCAGCCUCUCACAUUACCAGUUAAGGAAGAGAGAAGAACACCGGAGAGAUGUCCUAGUCCUCGUCUUCCACAUGAUGGUUCAGAAGAACCUGUCAACAAUGUCCCACAGGAUGAUCAGCUUGUGAAUCCGGGUGAAGAUCUGAACAUUAUAUAUGUUACAGAGACAUAUGUGAGGAGUGAUGACCAGAGUAUAGAGGAUAUUCCUACAGAUAACCAACCAGAUGACUGUACCAGGAGCUCAACUGGACACCUACGGUCUUCAGAUUUUAAAGCAGAUGAUCUUGGCAUCUUACAAGAUACUUAUGAAAAGAAUGCCAUUGUCCCAUAUACAUCAGCAUUUGAAAACAGCAAUCAAUCAUCUGAUCCUUUUCAAUGUGUCCUACCUUUUGAUUUGUCACAGGCUGUUACCCAAAUGAAAGAACAUAGAAAGGAGGAACAUACAAGAACUCACACAAGGGAGAAGCCAUUAUCCUGUUCAGAAUGUGGAAAAUAUUUUAAACGGAAAUCAGAUCUUGUUAAACAUCAGAAAAUUCACACAGGAGUGAAGCCGUAUUCAUGUUCAGAAUGUGGGAAAUGUUUUAAACAUAAAUGGGAACUUGUUAGACAUCAGAGAAUUCACACAGGGGAGAAACCAUUUUCAUGCUCAGAAUGUGGAAAAUGUUUUAAACAUAAAUCAGAUCUUGUUAAACAUCAGAUAACCCACACAGGGGAGAGACCAUUUUCAUGUUUAGAAUGUAGGAAAUGUUUUACCAAUAAAUCAUAUCUUGUUAUACAUCAGAGAAGUCACACAGGGGAGAAGCCAUAUUCAUGUUCAUAUUGUGGAAAACAUUAUAGCGUUAAAUAUGCUCUUGAAAAACACAAAAGAAUUCAUACAGGGGAGAAACCAUAUAUAUGCUCAGAAUGUAGAAAAUGUUUUGUUCAGAAAUCAGAUCUUGUUAUACAUCAGAGAAUUCACACAGGGGAGAGGCCAUACUCAUGUUCAGAUUGUGGAAAAAGUUAUAGAGUUAAAUCAGAGCUUGUUAUCCAUCAGAGAACUCACACAGGGGAGAAGCCUUUUUCAUGUUCAGUGUGCGGGAAACACUACAGCGUUAAAUCACAUCUUGUUACACAUCAGAGAACUCACACAGGAAAGAAGCCAUUUCCAUGUACAGAAUGUGACAAAUGUUUUACAUCUAAAAAAUUGCUUGUUAUACAUCAGAGACGUCACACAGGAGAGAAGCCAUUUCCAUGUUCAGAAUGUGGGAAAUGUUUUACAGCUAAACCAGAUCUUGUUAAACAUCUGAGAUAUCACACAGGGGAGAAGCCGUAUUCAUGUUCUGAAUGUGGGAAACGUUGUUAUGAUAAAUCAGAUCUUAUUAAACAUCAGAUAAUUCACACAGGAGAGAAACCAUUUUCAUGUUCAGAAUGUGGGAGAUGUUUUAAUCAGAAAUCAAACCUCAUUAAUCAUCAAAAAGUUCACACUGGGGAGAAGACUUUUGCAUGUACAGAAUGUGGGAAAUGCUUUGCUUUGAAAAAAUCUCUUGUUAGACAUCAGAUAAUUCACACAGGAGGUUUAACCGACAAAUACAAUUGUCUUAAACAUCAAUGAACUUACACAGGGAAGUAAAUAUAUCUUUGUGCCACCGUCAAAGUAAAGUCAGGAGAAAGGGAACGCAAUAUGGAGCAUUAAAUGUUAAGAAAUAUGUGAAAUUAUCAAUAAACAUCUGUUAUCCAAAAAAUGAAUAGAAUCCAGAUAACACGCCUAUAUACUAUUCCUGAUCGCCCUUGGCAGCACACAACAAAAUGGUUAAGAACCCUAGGUACAACUAAAUAGAGACACAUUAUUAAGCAGUAAUUAAUCAAUUGAGUCUUAAUCAACAGGCUAUAUAGCUUACCACAGG
Messenger RNA from Bufo gargarizans (Asiatic toad), 1917 nucleotides. RefSeq names its product zinc finger protein OZF-like. Gene Ontology annotation, biological process: regulation of transcription by RNA polymerase II. Lineage: Eukaryota; Metazoa; Chordata; Amphibia; Anura; Bufonidae. The transcript is spliced from 4 exons. The record is from RefSeq and is a predicted model, not a curated record. Gene Ontology annotation, molecular function: RNA polymerase II transcription regulatory region sequence-specific DNA binding; DNA-binding transcription factor activity, RNA polymerase II-specific. Bases 24 to 1625 code for a protein of 533 amino acids. Gene Ontology annotation, cellular component: nucleus.